AUGGGUAGCUGUCCUAGCACUCCUAGUGAGUUCGCUUCGAAAAGUCUCGAUCCGUUAUGCAACGGCGAACGAAUGUGGACAACUUUUCUAUUUUCGUCACUAUUCACGCUUUUUGGCGGGUGGUUCAUUAUUCUCAUAUACGAUUUUACCAAAGCAUUAGCUAUAAAACCACGUCGAUUAAGACUUAUUUCGGCAGUAAAACAUUUACUUCGAAUAAAUGACUUUUCGACAAGACGACCAAGCCUACCGUAUACAGUAUCGAAUCGACGCAAUGAUGAGGAGAACGAAGAUUAUUUCAGUUGGUUACAAGCAAUUAAAGAGUGGGAAAACAACUUAAUAUCGGGCCAAACAAAAAUGGGGAAAACAUUGGUAGGAAUCAUUUUUAUUGGUAGUAUUGCUUCAUUGAUACUCUACUUUGUCGAUACAAAAAAUGCGUAA
Molecule: messenger RNA, 438 nt
Organism: Adineta ricciae
Lineage: Eukaryota; Metazoa; Rotifera; Eurotatoria; Adinetida; Adinetidae
Source: the annotation of a GenBank genome assembly